Sparassis crispa is the source of this 975-nucleotide messenger RNA. RefSeq lists its product as uncharacterized. The record is from RefSeq and is a predicted model, not a curated record. NCBI's taxonomy places the organism in Eukaryota, Fungi, Basidiomycota, Agaricomycetes, Polyporales, Sparassidaceae. The transcript has 10 exons. Bases 1 to 975 code for a protein of 324 amino acids.
AUGGGUAGUGUCUUCUCUGCUCUCGAUGCUCGGCUGAACUUCAGCAAUACCGUGACUGUCCUACGGCAGUCUUUCCCUCCUAAGUCUACCUUCAGUACAGAUCAGAUUCCUGACCUCACCGGGCAAGUAAUCAUUGUGACUGGAGGGAAUACUGGAAUUGGCAAGGAGACCGUAUUGAGACUCCUGGAACACAAUGCCAAGGUCUAUCUGGCCGCGCGGAGCAAAGAGAAAGCCGAUGCCGCCAUCAAGGACCUGAAAGAGCUCUCUGGAAAGGAAGCCAUCUUCUUAGAGUUGGAUCUGGCCAGCUUUGCCUCUGUUCGCAAGGCCGUCGCAGAAUUCAUGAGCAAAGAGAAGGAAUUACACGUUCUCUUCAACAACGCGGGUGUCAUGAUGUGUCCCACUAGUUACCUUACUGUUGAAGGGUUCGACAUGCAGUUUGGAACCAACGUAAUCGGACACUAUCUGUUCACGAAGCUCCUCAUACCUGCUCUUGUCGCUGGGAAAGAGACUUCACCAGACCACCAUACCCGUGUAAUCCACACGUCGUCAUCAGGAGCAUAUCUAUACGCCAUAGAUUUUGACACGUUCUUACCCGGACCUACGAGGUCAAAAUUGUCUACGAGCGAGCUCUACUUCCAGAGUAAAUUUGCAAACGUAGUAGUGUCACGACAAUUCGCGAAGCGCUACGCAGACCAAGGCAUCAUUUCUAUCGCCUUAGAUCCAGGUAACAUCCGUACAGACUUGCAGCGCUACACCAAUGCAUUCAUUCAGAAGCUUUCCGAUGUUGUGCUUCGUCCCGUAAAGUUCGGCGCACUCACCCAGCUAUAUGCUGGUACAAUGCCAGAGGCAGUAAAUCAUAAUGGCAAGUUUUUGAUCCCCUAUGCUCGAGUAGGCAUCUGCAGAAAGGAGGCCUACGACGAAGCCAUUGGAGAACACUUGUGGGACUGGCUUGAGGAGCAAGUUAGCUCAAAGUAG